Scophthalmus maximus (turbot) is the source of this 7614-nucleotide messenger RNA. RefSeq names its product nidogen 2a (osteonidogen) (gene nid2a). Gene Ontology annotation, molecular function: calcium ion binding. The record is from RefSeq and is a predicted model, not a curated record. Bases 1186 to 6747 code for a protein of 1853 amino acids. The transcript has 42 exons. NCBI's taxonomy places the organism in Eukaryota, Metazoa, Chordata, Actinopteri, Pleuronectiformes, Scophthalmidae. Gene Ontology annotation, biological process: cell-matrix adhesion. Gene Ontology annotation, cellular component: basement membrane.
GUAUUUGUUUUCACCUUUUUUUUCUAUUGAUCUUAUUUUCACAGUCCAUUAUGUGCUGUAACUUUUUUUUUCUGAGUAUGAUUUUCUUUUACAGUGUAGGUCCUAAACUUGAAGCCAUAAUUUGCUGCAGUUCCUCGCUGUGAACACCAGGGGGCAGCAAACACUCAUCACUCAAUUUACAGUGACAAACUUUCUUUUCUUUUUUACAUUACAUGCUUGAAGAUGUUUGUUUUAUAUAAAAAGGGAUUACAUGAAUACACACAGUCCACAUAUACUCAACAUCUAUAUUAAAAACUCACGUCCGAGGCGAAGCAGCCAAUCGGAAGCCACCUGUCACACGGUGGAGACCUCAGCAGUAGAAGAGAAGCUGCUCAGCAGCAGCAGCAGCAGACGUCUGGUCUUCAGGAAGCUAAACACAUGCAGCUGGUCGGAUCUUAGCCAUGAUGCACUGUCAGAAAAUUAAACAUAAAUCACUCAGUCAUCUCUUAAAAUCAUGGUUUGAUAACUUUUAUCUUCUCUGUCCUUCACUGUAUCUGCUGUUCACCUGAUGUCAUUCUGAUUCUCUAAUAUCAUAAAGUGUUUCCAGUUUAUUUACAGAACAUUUAGCUCACACAACAUGAAAAAUAUGAAUAUAAUAAGAAUAUACAUUUACACUAAUCAUUGCACACGCUGCAGUUCACAGUGGCAGACAGCAGGUGGCAGACAACGGUGAGUGUCGACGGUUGGAAAGAUGAUUCUUUAAUAAAGUUUAAAUGAAAUGAAAUGAAAAAAAUGGUAAGAGUUUGUAAACAGGACUGAUUAUUGACUGAUGAAGUGUUUUCAUAAUAUAAUAAAACGGAGAUAUAGGACUAUUAUGAGAGUAUAAUGUAGUUUGUUUAGUGUGUGUGUGUGUGUCCCUCUCAUUGUUGUGAAACAGAUAGAGUUACAUCCGGAUUAAAAACGCUCUAUUGGUCAUUUCGUUAAUUCGAUCCAGAUGUUCCCUCCAGCUGUCACUCAACGCUCCUCUGACCAAUCAGAGCGCGCCUCAGCUCCUCCCUCUCUCUCCUCCUCCUCCGCUCCUCUCUCAGUCCGCUCCGCUGCUCUCCUCUCUCUCCUUCCUCCUCCUCCUCCUCCUCCUCCUCCUCCUCUCUCUCCUUCCUCCUCCUGACCGAGCAGAGCUGCCUCCUCAGCCCGGCACUGUGCACCAUGCAGCCGGGGGACGUGUUGGCCGUGUGUCUGCUGUGCUGGAGCUGCGGUGUGCGUGUGGCCGCGGCCGUGCACAGGACGGACUUGUUCCCUUACGGCACUUUGAGCGGAGACUCGGUCCUGGCCGAGGGCGACGAUGAGACGUCCCGAGUGCUGAGCCUGCCCAGACCCUUCUACUUCUACAGCUCGCUCUUCGCGCAGCUCUAUGUGGCCACCAACGGGAUCAUAUCAGCGCAGGACCUGCCCAUGGAAAAGCAGUACGUCGACGACGGCUUCCCCACAGAUUUCCCCGUGGUGGCGCCGUUCCUGGCCGACAUCGACACCAGUGGCGGGCGAGGACAGAUUUACUACCGGGUGACGGAAACGCCCAGCGUACUCAACAGAGUGGCCCAGGAAGUGCACCGAGGUUUCCCAGAUGCCAAAUUCACCCCCACGUACGCUGUGGUUGCAACAUGGGAGAACGUGGCGGCGUACGAGGAGCAAAGUCGAACCUCCGGCCCUUCGAACAAGGUCAACACGUUCCAGGCAGUGAUUGGUUACGAUGAGACCGACUCGUACGUUCUCUUCCUCUACCCUGAAGGUGGCCUGAACUUCUUCGGGACACGACCCAAGGAGUCGUACAAUGUGGAGAUAGAGCUUCCUGCGAGAGUCGGGUUCAGCAGAGGAGAAAUUACAUAUUUAAUCUUUUCCCGAACCGAGGGACCUCACUUCAGUGUUACAGGCGAUCAGGAGACUGUUAAAAACCUUAACCAGGUUGGUAACACAGGAAUACCAGGUAUUUGGCUUUUCCACACCGGGAACCGUUACUCUUUUGACAACAUUGUUCCUGCGUCCAUCGGUGGACUCCUGGCUACCUCGCCAACCGGACGCCUCCCGCUGGACACCACCACCCCGGAGUACGGCGAGUUUGAGGACUACCCAGACAACACAUUUGAGCCUGAUAACCAACCGGAGGAGGACGAUUACCCUCUGACAGGCGGGGACCCUGAAUUCCAGCCAGCCCCUGCUGGAGGUGACCACGCAGAGGCUCCUCGACCAGCAGGUCCUGACGCUCCCUUCCACCCGGAAGAACCUGGACGCUCUGAGUCGUACGGUAACGAAGAUGUGCCGUUGACCUCUGAACCCAGGUAUGGCGUGGAGCCAGCAGCGAGGCAGUAUGCCCCCCCCCAUUCUCCAGAGGCCAGAGAGGAGGGAGGUGCCAAGCAGAAUCAGCAACAGCAGCCACAGGCUCCCCUGGAGGUGGUGGACGUGUACCCCCCGCCCCAGACCCGUCUGUCCCCUGGGGGUCAUGUGGUGAGCGUGGAGGACGAAGAUGUUGAUUUUGACACCGGAGUGAUUCAGUAUACGACGGAGAACAAAGAAACCUGUGCCAGAUUCCAGCAGCAAUGCUCCCAGAAUUCAUUUUGCUCCGACUACGCCACGGGUUAUUGCUGUCACUGCCGACCUGGUUUCUAUGGAAACGGACGCCACUGUCUCCCCGAGGGCGCUCCCCAGCGUGUCAGUGGUAAAGUGAGCGGCACCGUGACCGUGGGUUCGACUCCGGUGUCUCUGAACAACAUCGACCUCCACGCCUACAUCGUUGUGGGCGACGGGAGAGCGUACACGGCCAUCAGUGAGGUCCCCGAGCCGGUGGGCUGGGCCUUGAUGCCCGUCGCUCCAAUCGGAGAACUGUUCGGUUGGCUGUUCGCUCUGGAGCUGCCCAACAGCCAAGCAGGGUUCAAAACCACAGGUGCUGAGUUCACUCGUCGCGCAGAGAUAACCUUUUACCCUGGCAACGAACGUCUGUCAAUCAGUCAGACGGCCCGUGGUCUUGACGACAACAACCACCUCACUGUGGACACCGUGGUCAGCGGCAGCGUGCCCUUCCUUCCACCUGGUGCCGAGGUUACCAUGGAUCCCUUCAAGGAGACCUACCAGUACUACCCGUCCGUCGCCACCUCCUCCUCAGUGAGGGAGUUUUCGGUGGUUUCGGCGGAGCGAGGUUCCGAGUCCUUCUCCUUCCAGCUCAAACAGAACAUCACCUACCGAGAUUGUCGUCACGACAACCGCGCCGCUGCCCCGGAGACUCUGCAGAUCACCAUGGAGAGGGUGUUUGUGAUGUACGUCAAGGAGGAGCGGAUCCUGAGAUACGCCAUCACCAACAAGAUCAGCCCGGUCGGAGUGGAGCCGACGGGGCCGGAGCUGGUCAACCCCUGCUACGCUGGGAACCACGACUGUGACACCACAGCCCAGUGCAUCCCGCUGGAGGGCCAGGCCUUCCAGUGCCAGUGUGCCACCGGUUACAGAGGAGAUGGACGCAACUGUUACGACGUAGACGAGUGUGCCGAGAGUUCGAGUUCCUGCGGUGCUCACGCUCAGUGUGUGAACCUGCCCGGCAGCCACCGCUGCCAGUGCCAGAGCGGCUACGAGUUUGGCUACGACGGACGAACCUGUGUCGAUGUGGACGAGUGCAGCUCGUCUCCGUGUCACGUCAACGCAAGGUGUAUAAACAGACUGGGGUCUUUCCAGUGUCAGUGCCAGCCUGGUUUUGAUGGUGAUGGUUUCUACUGUUCAGAGCAGGAAGGACAGACAGUUGGUCCAAAGAGCCAGUGUGAGCAGCACAGAGACAGUCUGCAGAGUGGACUGGAUGUGAGCGUCGGAGCCUUCAUCCCUCAGUGCGACUCUGAUGGACGUUACCGCCCCCUGCAGUGCCACGGCUCUACUGGACAUUGUUGGUGUGUGGACAGUAGGGGGCAGGAGAGAGCAGGAACCAGGACUCCACCUGGUACAGCCCCCAGAGACUGUGACAGACCAGAUGAACCAGAGCGUCCUAAAACUCAGUGUGAGCACCACAGAGACGGUGUUCAGACCACCAGUCAAGAGGGAUAUCCUCUACUGGGAGUCUACGUUCCCCAGUGUGACGCUAACGGACAAUACUCACCACUGCAGUGCCAUGGUUCCCCUGGACAUUGCUGGUGUGUCGACGGCAGAGGACAGGAAAGAGCGGGAACCAGGACAUCGCCCGGUGCACCACCGACAGACUGUGACAAACCAGAUGAACCAGAGCGUCCUAAAUCUUACUGUGAGCACCACAGAGACGGUGUUCAGACCACCAGUCCAGAGGGAUAUCCUAUAACGGGUGUCUACGUUCCCCAGUGUGACGCUAACGGACAAUACUCACCACUGCAGUGCCAUGGUUCGACUGGACAUUGUUGGUGCGUGGACACUAGGGGACAAGAGAGAGCCGGAACCAGGACUACACCUGGUACACAACCGAGAGACUGCGACAAACCAGAUGAACCAGAGCGUCCUAAAACUCACUGUGAGCACCACAGAGACGGUGUUCAGACCACCAGUCCAGAGGGAUAUCCUCUACUGGGAGUGUUUGUACCUCAGUGUGAUGCUAAUGGACAAUACACAUCACAACAGUGUCAUGGUUCUACCGGUCAUUGUUGGUGCGUGGACACUACGGGGCAGGAGAGACCUGGAACCAGGACUCCACCCAGUGAACAACCUAAAGACUGUGACAGACCAGAUGAACCAGAACGUCCUAAAACUCACUGUGAGCAUCACAGAGACGGCGUUCGGACCACCAGUGCAGAGGGAUAUCCUCUACUGGGAGCCUACGUACCUCAAUGUGAUGCUAAUGGACAAUACUCACCACUGCAGUGCCAUGGUUCGACUGGACAUUGUUGGUGCGUGGACACUAGGGGACAAGAGAGAGCCGGAACCAGGACUACACCUGGUACACAACCGAGAGACUGCGACAAACCAGAUGAACCAGAGCGUCCUAAAACUCACUGUGAGCACCACAGAGAUGGUGUGCAGACCACCAGUCCAGAGGGAUAUCCUCUACUGGGAGUGUUUGUACCUCAGUGUGAUGCUAAUGGACAAUACACAUCACAACAGUGUCAUGGCUCUACUGGACAUUGUUGGUGCGUGGACAGUAGGGGGCAGGAGAGACCUGGAACCAGGACUCCAUCUGGUACAGCACCUAAAGACUGUGACAGACCAGAUGAACCAGAGCGUCCGAAAACUCACUGUGAACACCAUCGACGAAGAGCCACCGAUUCCGAGGGGAACCCGAUAGUUGGAGCUUAUGUGCCCCAAUGUGAUAGUGAAGGACAGUACAUACCACUGCAGUGCUACGGCUCCUCUGGACAUUGUUGGUGUGUGGACAGUCAGGGGCAGGAGAGAGAAGGAACCAGGACCACGCCUGGCACACAACCUAGAGACUGUGACAAACCAGAUGAACCAGAGCGUCCUAAGACUCACUGUGAGCACCACAGAGACGGUGUGCAGACCGCCAGUCCAGAGGGCUACGUCCCUCAGUGUGAUGCAGAAGGACAGUACCUACCUCGACAGUGUGACGGUUCCACUGGAAGUUGUUGGUGUGUGGACAGGAGGGGGCAGGAGCGAGCAGGAACCAGAACUAAACCUGGUGCACCGUCUGUCGACUGUGACAAACCAGUCCCUGUUACUCCGACUCAGCGGCCCGAAAGUGUGUGCGAGCGGUGGAGGGCGAGUUUGAUUGAGCACUACGGCGGGAAACCGGAGCCUCAGCAGUACGUGCCUCAGUGUGAGCCCGACGGACAAUUCAGUCCAGUCCAGUGUUACGGGGAGACCACGUACUGCUGGUGUGUGGACCAGGACGGACGCGAGGUUCCUGGAACCCGAUCGCACGACGUUGUCAAACCUGCGUGCCUCCCCUCAGUGGCCCCACCCACCAUGCGGCCGUUGCCCCGCCCAGACGUCACCCCUCCGACCAACGCUGGCGUCACACUGCUGUACGCUCAGGGACAGAAAAUAGGGGCGUUGCCUCUCAACGGGACCAGACUAGACGGAACCGGAUCCAAAACACUGCUGACUCUGCACGGCUCCAUCGUUGUCGGUAUCGGCUACGACUGCAAAGAGAACCAAGUCUACUGGACGGAUUUGUCUGCGAGAACGAUCAACAGAGCUUCACUGGUGCCCGGAGCGGAGCCGGAGAUUCUCAUCAACACGAAUCUGGUGAGUCCAGAGGGUUUGGCCGUGGACGUCAAACGGAGGUUGAUAUUCUGGGUCGACUCCACGCCCGACGUGAUCGAGAGCGCCAACCUGGACGGCAGUGGGCGGCAAACGCUGUUCGACACGGACUUGGUCAACCCCCGGGCCAUCAUUGUGGUCUCUUCCGCUGGGACUCUGUACUGGACCGACUGGAACCGAGAGGCCCCGAAGAUCGAGUGUGCGUCGGUGGACGGUCAGAACCGCCGGGUGGUGGUGUCCGACGGGAUCGGUUUGCCCAACGCGCUGACAUUCGACUCUUCAUCGGGACAAGUCUGCUGGGCCGACGCAGGUACGAAGCGUUUGGAGUGCAUCUCCCCUGACGGCUCAGGACGGAGAGUUAUCCACCCGACCCUCAACUACCCCUUCAGCAUGGUUUACUACAGGGGCCACUUCUACUACACCGACUGGAGGAGGGACGGAGUGAUCGUCGUGAGCAAAGACAGCAGCCAGUUCACAGACGAAUACCUGCCCGACCAGCGCUCACACCUCUACGGCAUCGCCAUAGCAACGACCGACUGUCUAUCAGGGACCCACUAACGACAGACCGGCAGCCCGCCGAGUCUUUUGGUGCUAAAACCCCCCGGGGAUGAUUCCUGAACAGAGGCGGCGGCGACGACCAGAACACGAUUCCUCUCCAGGUUCCCUCCGAGGAACCACUUGACUUUCUGACCCGUCUCCUCACCCUGACCCUGUUAGCCCACCUUAAAGAUGUAACCCCCCAAAAAAUAAGUGUUUUGUAAAUUUGUUUCAUACCUCAUUUUUUUUUAUUUCUACUGUAUUUUUCUAAUGUGAGUUUUUUUUGUUUGUUUUUUGUUACUCGAUAAAAGCUACACUACAAAGAAAUCAGAUUUUUUAAAUGUACGAGUUGUUGGUUUUCUGCUGUGAAACUGAGCUUCUGAUCGUCUUUCUGGGCAGCUGGACACUUUCAGGUCGAACACUAAAACUAAAAUAAUCCAGAUUUCUUGUCAAGAGCUGGAUUGAACGUUGUUUACCAGCUCUAGAAUCAUAUUUACGGUACGAUAUGAGGAUGGUAUCGAUCUCAUUAACUCUCAGAAAGAAAAUGAAGAGCUGCUUUCAGACAUUUUCAUGAAAUAAUGUAUGUUCACGUCUGAAAACAGCUUCAGUGCAUUAACCCAAAAUACCAAAUAUCAUCUCUCAUUAUUGAUUACCUGAUUGGAAAUGGAAUCAACAUAUGUUAAUCUAUAAUCUGAUUAUCCUUGAUAAUCCGUUUACCUGCGUGCCCUGGUCUGAUCAUAGCCACGACGACGAAACCUGUCACAACUGUAUUUCACAGUUUAAAAAAAAAAUAUAUAUAUAUAUAUAUUUUACUUCUACUACAUUUUGAAAUCUAUCUUUUUAUAAGAUGUGAUAUUUAUAACAAUAAAAUGUGAUGUGGUUACUUGA